CUCCGUGAUCGCUUUGUGUGUCAUCCGAUCAUUUAUUUUUAUUAUUUUACGGUCGGCUGAUGAGGCGCGUGGUCGUGGAAAGUCACGCGUUCAGUGUCAGUGAUUUAAAUUUCAAAUUCACUCGCGUUAUCUCGGAAUCCUCCGGUCGCAGUGAAAAAUCGGUCAGGAACGGAGGAAGUGCUUGCUUGUUUUGACGUGUUUCAGCUUAUGACGAGGGUGGCUUUGAAUGAUAAUCUUCCAAAAUGGCGUAUGACGAUAUUCUGAUCCAACUCGGGGAAUUCGGACGUUACCAAAAAAAGAUUUACAUCCUCCUAUGUUUACCUGUUAUAUCCGUUGCCCUGCACAAAUUAGCUGGUGUCUUUCUGCAAGCCAAAGUAGCCCAUAGGUGCCGAUUGCCAAAUGAAUUUCAUGAUACUAGCUUUAAUUUAUCAGAUUUCAAUCUUACAAUGGUAUUACCAAAAGACGAGGUCACAGGCAACCCGUCCACCUGUCGCAUCCUGGAUACCAACUUCUCUUCAGAGUACUUUGCCAGUGGCGUUCCUGCAAAUCAAAGUGUCUCUUGUAAUGACUGGAUCUUUGAUCCUGAGAAUGUUCGAUGGAGCACUGUAACAGAGUGGAAUUUAGUUUGUAGCAGAGCUUGGAUGGCAGCCACUUCUGACUCACUGCUCAUGGUGGGGAUUUUGAUUGGGUCGUAUGUCUUCGGCGACUUGGCUGAUAGGUAUGGUAGACGGCCAAUAUUUUUCAUCUCUCUCGUCAUGCUGGUGGCUUUCGGGGUCCUUGCUGGGUUUGCACCAGAUAUCUGGACGUUCUCAGCACUGCGUCUCCUGAUAGGUGCUGCCACUACAGGAGUUUUUUUGGUCGCUUACGUUCUCGCCUUAGAGAUGGUAGGACCAUCAAAGCGCAUGGUAGCUGGUGUCUGUAAUCAGUUAUUUUUUACCGCUGGUUUCCUCUUCACCGCCGUCUUUGCGUAUUACUUCCCAAACUGGAGACAUCUUGAAAUAGCGAUUUCGCUCCCUACCAUCUUGUUUUUGAGUUAUUGGUGGUUCAUUCCAGAAUCAACGAGGUGGCUUUUGCUCCAAGGACGGAAGGAAGAAGCCAAAGCGAUCAUUUUAAAAGUGGCCAAAGAAAACAAAGUCUCUUUAUCUCCCGAAACUCUUGACGACUUUUUGAAGAAAGACGAUUUACCUGAUGAUACCAAAGAACAAAAACGUCCCUCAGCUCUUGAUCUCAUGAGGCAUGCAAAUUUGCGAAAGAAAUCCUUAAUCAUCUUUUACUUAUGGUUUGUUAAUAGCGGUGCUUAUUAUGGCCUCUCCUGGAACACAUCUAGCCUCGGUGGAAACCCUUACCUCAACUUCAUUUUGUCUGGGCUUGUUGAGAUCCCAGCCUACUGUUUCUUGCUGGUGACGCUAAAUAGGUGGGGUCGCCGCACUAUCUUGUCCGGGUGCAUGAUUGCUGGAGGCCUUGCGCUAAUAGCGACAAUGUUUCCCCAAGAAGGUUCCUCCUCUGCAUGGUUGAUUUUUUUCGCUAUGUCAGGCAAGUUAGCUCUGGCAGCAUCUUAUUCAACCGUUUACGUUUUCUCUGCCGAGCAGUUUCCCACUGUCGUCAGGAAUGUGGGAAUGGGUGUUAGCUCAACUGUUGCUAGAUUUGGAAGCAUUGCUGCACCGUACAUCAACAUAUUGGGAGAAGUAUGGCGGCCUCUGCCUUUCAUAAUUUUUGGGUCUUUUGCAUUAUCAGCUGGUGCCUUAGCACUGUUGUUACCAGAGACCCACAACAAAGACUUACCAGAUUCAAUAGCUGAUGGGGAAAACUUUGGAAAGAAAUCCAAAAAAUUAUCCAUGGAACUGAAAGAAAAUGGCGAAUCGUGAUAUUAAUACGGGUGCCUUCAAAAAACGGUGGAACUGUGCCAAAGAUUUGGAUGCCAGCAAGACUCUCAGUUCAAGGAAAUCUUUUUUUAAAUGAUUUUGUUACUGUUAUUUUUUUACCUCAAAAAUCUUCUCGUUUAUUGAUACUGUUGUACAAUUUCAGGUGAAAGUAACCUGCACCAAAUUUUUAAGCAAAUUGACGAUAAGUGGAUUUCACUCCUGAAACCAUUUUUUAUAUUCAUAUUCCAUGCCAGUGACUACCUUACUUAAUUGGCUGAGCGUAAAAGAUAGGUGCCAAAAAGGCUAGGGCUGUGCGAGUACUCGAAUUUCGAGUCGAGUCGAGCCGAGUAUCGAGUACUCGACUCGGCUCGAAAGUUAGGUUAGGUUCGAGCGAGUACUCGAACUCGGCUCGAGUGUCAACAACACGAGUUUUUUCGAGUAUUUCGAGUUUUUUUGAGCCGGAAACGCCGAAAGAGUCCUACUUCCAAACAUUUCAAUCAUACUUAAACUAUUGUUAGUUUUGCCAUCAUUUUACGAUUGAAUAACAUCAGAGUCUCGUCGGCAAAUUUCUACCAUCCGCAGCGCCAACACGCUGCCGCCCGGCGAUUUCCUGCCGCGCGCGCGGUUUGUAACUACACGGAGUCAUAUGAGCGCAUUUACGCGCGCGACAAAUUUCAACCUGCGGCGGCGACCGCCGCUUGGAAAACUGAAAGUGAGCACGUGUUUUGGACCUUUUGCGUUCCAGAAAAACGGUGUCGCGGCGGCAGAAAAAAGGUGCUGCGGCUACAAAAAUAGGAAUCGCGCGAUUCCAAAAAACGUCGCGGCGACAACUGCCGCCGGCGACACGAAUUGCGUGCAUAAAUGGGCUCUAAAGCCCUUACUUGUGCCGCCCGAAGUUCCUUUGAUGUAUGCCGCGCCACGCCGCUUCUUGCCAAGUUUUGUCCUCUUUUCAAAUUAAACCGCAGGAAGUUAUUUUAACGCGUUACUGCCGAACAUUUUGUAAUUUUAGUGUAAAUCAUUCCUAGUGUGUCAUCGUCAAUAAUUAUUAAUAUCAUAUUAUGAGUCUUGUUUGAAAUUAUUUGUUGUAGAAAAUAGAUUAAAUCACGUUUUAAAACUCGAAAUUACUCGAGCUCGACUCGGCUCGAGGGUCAUUUUCAAAGCUCGAAAAAGCUCGAACUCGGCUCGAAUCCAAAAAACCAGGCUCGCGCAGCCCUAAAAAAGGCUCUUACUUAUUCAAUUGACUGCAUUUUUUCAGCUCCACUAGUCCCUGUAUGUGUUCAGACUUUGAAACUUUACCUAAAUAUUAGUUAGUUUCUUUUUUGUUACUUGAUCUGACCUCUUUUUCUGGAAAAUUAAAUUAAAUUAUUCACACUACUGUGCAGUUGUGGAAAGUAUGUGAGAGUCAAACAGUUUUGAUUCGCCAAAGAUUGAAUAUUAAAGGAGUUUAUUAUUUUUUAAAAAAAAAUUAUAAGCUUGAAGUCAGAAUAUGAAAAAACCCUCAUCUGCAAGUAUCCGAAAGUAUAUUGGUUUCCAUUUAAAUGCAGUCCCCUAUUAUACGGAACCUCUAGAGCUGUCUGAGGUGGCAGAAACCAACUGAAGUUGUAUAUUUCCCUCCCUAAGAAAGUUUGAAGUCACAUUUAUGAAAAAUCUAAUUUUCAUCAACAUUGACUCUGCUGACCAAAAAUCAUUCCUUUGAACAUUUUUGGGCAUGAAGCCAUGGCCUUUUCUUUAGAUCUGUGGAAAUUAAUGAAAACUUCUUGUGAUAAGAUACACUUUGAAUUCUCAAGCUGUUUCGCGUAAAAGUCUUGAAGUUUUUUCCACGUUUCCUCCGAAAAUCUCUUUCACUGAUGAACACUAUCGCACUUGCGCAUCUCUUGAGGUUAGCCAACAAUUCUAGUCAUCAGAUUCUCACAUGUAAUUAAACACGGCAUUAAAAAAAACAAUGAAAGUCAAGGAUUUCAUGAAAAUCAAGAAUGUUUUGAAGUAUGGUUGUUCGACUUCUCAACUGAAACUUAUGGUUGAGCACAGCCCAAUCUGAUAGUGUUCGGAACCAUUCUAAGUUACCACCUACCAACCUUCCUAAGGUUUAAAAUGGUAUUUUUGUAAUUUAUAUUUGUAGUCGAGAAGUUUUAAGGUAGAGACGGGAAUAUACCAAGACAUAUCAAGUUGCCAUUAAUUUUUUAUGUAAUGUAUACAUCACAACAUUCAGUCAAGUCAGUAUCGCUCAAACAACUGAUUUUAUAUGCAUAUAUUUAACUACCCAGAGUUAAGUGUCUCAUAACUUUUCAGAACAUUAAUUAGUUAGUAUUGUACUUACAUACCUGUAUAUAUAGUAUGUAUGUCACUCUAUGUACCUGUAUUUUUUCCCUCUUUGUUAGCUGAAGUCAUUCUGUUAUCAUGAAUUUUAUUUCUUUGUGAAAUUUGGUCUUGAAUGAUUUGGGAUCAAACUAUAAGAUUAAAUCCAUCUUCUCUGCCUCAUUUUCUGAAGUACGCUGAAGAGCUGUUCUUGUGGCAUCAUCUCUGCUGAACUCUAGGACUGUGUGUAAAAUAAUUUGGACAAAUCCUUCAGCUUUAUUUCCUUAACUGGGUCGUAUUGUCUUUCAAUUAUUGUCAGUCAAUUUUACUUUCAAAGCUUCAAAACAAUUUCAGAUUAUGACUUGCUAACCAUCAGGCGUACAUUCAAUUAUCAGGAAAUUUUACCAAAAUGUGACAGGGAAAUGUCAAGGAAUUUCAUUUUCUAACUUUUAUUGCAAUCUUGAUGCCACUAUGAGUUAAAGUAAGUUAACUGAAGUAUCAACCCAACUUGAUUUUAGUCCAAAAUGGGAAGGAAUAGAGAAGAAAUGAAGAAAAUAUCUGUCAAGGGGAGGGAAGGUAUUAAAAUCAGGAAUUUUGCCCUGCUUAUUCUAGGUCCAUGUAGGGAGCAGAAUUUGAAAAAAAUUGUGUGAAACCUAGUAAGAUUGACUAGCCUUCACAGUAAAAAUGUCAAUUUUCCUAGUGAUGCCACAGAACAAGUUACAACAGAACCUGUUGCACUAACAGAGUGAUCAUUUUACUUUAAUCGUGUUGCUCAUGUAUUUUAACUCAAAAUUAAAUUGCUUUUUGUUAUAAUUCUAAUUCUAAUUGAUCUCAAUUAUGCAUUUUAUGCUGAAAAUUAAUUUUCUUUACCAACGUUUUCACAAAUUAAGUAAGUGAAUUUUCUUGACAAUGUAGGAACAUGAUUCGUGCAGCCUUGAAAAACAAAGAGUUGUGGAAAAGCAUGAUUAUAGUAUAUUUUUAAGGGCUUGAAAGUGCUCGAUUUUUUUAUAGUACUUGAUGUUUAACCUUUACAAUUUUUUGGCAAACAAUGUUUGUUAUAAAGAAAUAAUAAAGGCGGUAACAGUGAAUAGAUAUUUUGAAAAGAUUUUGAUUUCCUUGAAACGCUGAGCUACCUUCCAUGAGAAACAAAAAUUGCAGACUCCGACUUUUCAUCUUUGCGAUGACAAUAGCAGCGGUACGUCACUUUCACAAUGAGCAACUGUUUGGAACUUACUAUGUCGUUCAGCUUUGAAAACAAGGAGAUAGACCCUGCAAAUUCUCAUUAUUAAAAAAUUUUAAUCAGGGAAGAAAAUGUACAUGUCAGGGGAAAAAAUGAAGGUCUCAAAAAGUGCUUGCUUUCAUACUCUUGCAGCUGCGCGAACCAUUACAUAGUUUGAAACAAGUUUAUCUGUAUUGUGAGUCAUGUAUCCAAAAAUUUUUCCCUCAAAAUAGCAAAUUUUCUUUGUGUUGCCGAUGUGCAAUCCAUCCUCCAUUGGUUAAGUCAGUUUUUCUCAAUAAAGUAUGCAGCAUGCCAAUAAUCUAUGGAACAAAAUUCAAAAUGGAGUUGAAUGGGUUCUAACAAGGCGAUGGAUUGGCAAUGAAAGUUUGCUUCAAGUCUCGAAACCUCAAGACCAGAGACCAACCUUAUCGAACUGACUGUAGUUUUACCAUGAAACUUAUUAUUUAUUUUUAAAAUAGUUGUUAUUUUUAAAGUAGAGGAAUGUAUCUCAAGUGCCAAUUGUAUAUUUUGUGUAAAGCACUGUUUUUUUACUGUGGAGCACGUUUUUUUUCUCAGAACUAUGUACUUUCUUCUCAAAAAUUUAACUCUCAGUAUUUUCUAAAAUUGUUGUGAGGUCUUCAACAAGUAAAAUCGUAGUCAAAGUUCAA
This is a messenger RNA of Bemisia tabaci, 6044 nucleotides long. Its product is annotated as organic cation transporter protein. Gene Ontology annotation, molecular function: transmembrane transporter activity. Lineage: Eukaryota; Metazoa; Arthropoda; Insecta; Hemiptera; Aleyrodidae. The record is from RefSeq and is a predicted model, not a curated record. Gene Ontology annotation, cellular component: membrane. Gene Ontology annotation, biological process: transmembrane transport.